GUGGACGGACGUGCUUCCCUUCCGCUCGUGUGCCAUCACAGUGCAGGAUAAAGAGAGGGAGAGGGUUCUCUUGAGGAAACGCGCUCAUGAGGAAGGAGGUUCAAGUACGGACGUCUUGAAUGUUAGGUAGAACUGCUGAGAGUACUACAGUGAGGACCUUACGCGUGUGGCGAAGUUUGAACACAAACAGGUGGCAAAACAAUAUGUCAUUUUGGCGUUCUUAAUGACACUGUUAAUUUUGCAUGCUAAUGCAAGAAAUCUUCACACGCUUACCACCAUUAAGGCGGCACAUUACUAAAACCUAGGUCUGAACAUAAGAAUGACAUGGUGCUAACCGGGGUGCCGACCCUGAUGGUGGCGCUGGUCCUGGGCACUUCGGCGAGCCCUCUGCCUGUGCGUGUGUCCCCUACGGCUUCCCACCAGGAGAGGUUGAAGGCCGCGCGUGCUCUUCUGCAGGAGUCUCCCUUAGUCGAUGGCCACAAUGACCUAGCCUGGAACGUCCGGAUGAUCCUGCACAACAAACUCCGCACCUUCAAUCUGUCCAGCGACCUGACCCAAGAUAAGCCAUGGCGGAAGUCCCCUUACUCGCAGACAGACCUCCCGCGCCUGCGUAAGGGGCACGUCGCGGCGCAGUUCUGGUCCGUCUACGUCCCUUGCGAGGCGCAGUACAUGAACACGGUGCAGUUGUUGCUCGAACAGAUUGACGUCAUCAAGAGGAUCAUAGCUGCCAGCCCCAGGGAGACGAAGCUGGUGACGUCGUCGGGAGAGAUCCUUGAAGAAUUCGGGUGUGGUCGCGUGGCCAGCCUGUUGGGCGUGGAGGGAGGCCACGGUCUCGGCAGCAGCAUGGGCGUGCUGAGGGCGCUGUACGAUUUGGGCGUGCGCUAUCUGACGCUCACCCACAAGUGCCACACGCCAUGGGCCGAGUGUUCUGAGACGAUUAACCACGUGGCACCCAAUGCUCCAGGCCUCACGCAGUACGGCAAGGAGAUGAUCCUGGAGAUGAACCGCCUGGGGAUGAUGAUCGACCUCUCCCACUCCUCCAGCCAGACGGCGCGGGAUGUCCUGGCCACCACGCGGGCCCCCGUCAUCUUCUCGCACUCGGCUGCCCACGCCCUCUGCGACGCCCCGAUGAACGUUCCUGACGACGUCAUCAGCGCUCUGGUCGAGAAUGAUGGUGUCAUUAUGGUGAGCUUCUACAACGAUUUCCUCACGUGUGGGAAACCUAGCAACAUAGCCAGUGUUAUUGAACACAUCAAUCACGUGCGCACGAUGGCGGGCGUCGAUCACGUGGGCGUGGGCGCUGGUUACGACGGCAUUAAUAGGACUCCCGAGGGCCUGGAGGACGUGUCCAAGUAUCCCGAGCUGUUCGCCGAGCUCCUGCAGGACCCGUCGUGGUCGCUGCAGGAUCUGAAGAAGCUCGCGGGACUCAACUUCCUGCGGGUCUUCGGGAAAGUGGAGGAGGUGAGCCAGCACCUGUCGGAGGAGAAGCCGUCGGAGGAGAUCAUCCCCAUCCACGACAUCGACGCCAAGUGGCCGUGCAGGUACAAGUUCGCCAGCCUCGACAACGCCCUCAUCUGACCUCAUGUGACCUUAUUCGAAGACGCGGCUUAGGAAGGGGGAGAGGCCUGUUUCCGGUGUUUUGGGGAAGGAGAAUCUUGGUUUUUCGUUUUUUUAGGGGGUACUGAG
This is a messenger RNA of Penaeus monodon (black tiger shrimp), 1686 nucleotides long. RefSeq names its product dipeptidase 1-like. Gene Ontology annotation, biological process: proteolysis. Gene Ontology annotation, molecular function: metallodipeptidase activity. The coding region runs from base 325 to 1578 and encodes 417 amino acids. The record is from RefSeq and is a predicted model, not a curated record. NCBI's taxonomy places the organism in Eukaryota, Metazoa, Arthropoda, Malacostraca, Decapoda, Penaeidae. The transcript is spliced from 11 exons.